This is a messenger RNA of Nymphaea colorata (pocket water lily), 846 nucleotides long. Its product is annotated as aspartic proteinase CDR1-like. Lineage: Eukaryota; Viridiplantae; Streptophyta; Magnoliopsida; Nymphaeales; Nymphaeaceae. The transcript is spliced from 3 exons. Gene Ontology annotation, cellular component: extracellular region. The record is from RefSeq and is a predicted model, not a curated record. The coding region runs from base 1 to 846 and encodes 281 amino acids.
AUGCCUGGCUCCGGCGAGUAUCUCAUGAAACUCUCACUUGGUACACCAUCCCGCCUCUACUGGGCCACCCUUGACACUGGUAGCAACCUCAUAUGGACGACCUGCCGCCCUUGUGACUCCUGCUCCAGCCAAACAUCAAUGUUUGAUCCAUUUCAGUUGUCCACCUACAAGAGCCAGAGCUGCUCCACCAGCUCUUGCAUGGAAGUGCCCCACCAUGGUUGCACUAUCAACCAACUUUGUGGAUUCAGAUAUUCCUAUGGAGACAAGUCCUUCAUAGAAGGUGCUCCUAAGCCCGCGUUGCUUGAACUUGCUGGCCUUGUUGGCCUCGGCAGUGCUCAAAUUCGGCAAGGACACUCUCAAUUUUCUGGCAAGGAAGAGGUUCAAGAGACGCCAAUGGCACCAGGUGGUUCUCAAGGCACGUAUUAUGUGCUCAACCUGACUGACAUAAGCAUCGCGAACAGCAGACUCAACAUACAAUUUGGUGGAGCGCAGACGACUGCAUUGUUGGGAGAUGCCAGAUCGAUCAUCAUAGACUCGGGUACUGCACUGACUUAUCUUGCCGAAGAUGUGUAUGAUCAAGUGGCAAAUGCUGUGGCUAAUUUCAUAAACCAUGAACGCUUAUCUCCUCCUGAGCAAGAUUUGCUGUGUUACCAUGUAAAGAAUAACGGUGAUCCAUAUGAAGGGUUGCCGGAGAUGACCUUUCAUUUUGUCAAUGCAGACUUGAAGCUGCCGCCUUCAAAUAUCUUUAGGAUGUUUGCAAGUGGAAUCGCCUGCUUAACCAUUAAAGAUGGAAGAGAUGCUCAUCUUUGGGAAUGUUGCACCGCAAAACAUGCAUGUGAAGUAUGA